CCAUAUUGAAGACGAGGUUCUAUCAUUUCGAGGUUGAAGGAGCAGGAUGACUAAGGAUGGGGAUGUGAUAUCCAAUCCUGAUGUUGUCAUGGGCAUUGUGGCUAACCAUGGUGGUGGAGCCGAGGGACUGAUGUCUAUACCGAUCAGCACGUGCACGCUGGUGUCGAGAGACGAACAUGGCAAUGAUGUGUGUGGUAUCGGAGGAACAUGUUCAGUGGCAAACGUCCACACCCUAGGUGGGUUUAAGCCGGAAACAACAGCAUUACAGUGCUUGCUUGCUGCUCCAAUCUCUGCGCCCCAAAUUGUUGGCAAUCCUGAUGCCAUUCAGGUUAUCACGAUGCCGGCACCGUCGGAUGGGAUUGCUCGGAUUUGGCAGGUGAUUCCCAACCCAGACAAUCCUGAGAUUGCAGCGCUCAUUGCAGUGAAUAAUGCGGGAGAAUAUGUGCCAAAAUCUGAUGCGAAUGAGACUGGUCCUCAGUUUGUACAUGAUAAUGUGCCUGGUGGUGAAAUGUUGUCGGUUACGACGGAGGCUGGUGUAAUGAUGCCACCACCAGCUCCACCUCAACAAAUGUUUCCAGUUGAUUUUCCGGCUUGGGCAUUAAAACUAAAAAAUUGUGAGAAAAUUGGAGACUCGUAUCGUGGGUAUGUGGAGAAUGAAGUAGAACUAGAUACGUUACUGACUCUUCACAAACAACAGACUGCCAGCUUCUGGGGGACACGCCAAUCGCCCAGCCCAGCAAAGCCAUCAACACGACUGAUGUGGAAGUCUCAGUAUGUGCCCUUCGAUGGAAUGCCUUUUGUUAAUGCAGGUAGCAGGGCAGUGGUACAGGAGUGUCAGUAUGGACCCAGACGGAAGGGAAAUCCAUAUAAAAAGACGGUAGAGGAUAAUUCUAAAGUGUACAGACAAACAUGUCCUGCAAGAAUCUACAUUAAAAAAGUUAAGAAAUUCCCUGAUUAUGCCGUUGAUGUGAAUGUGGACAAGAGAACGCUAAAAGGAGCCAUGGAUAAAGCUUUUCAAGAGUUGAAGGAACGAGGCAUCCCAGAUGGUUAUGGUGAAGAAAGGUUUUACAUCCAGCUGCCCACAGAAAAGGCUCACGAAUUUCACGACGAACAAGCCACGCCAGCUGCGGCUCCACCUAAAUACACCCCGAACUCGGAAGUGGAGAAAGAGGAGAUAGACGCGUCGAGUCGACGACUACAUCCACAAGUUGUUCAGAAAAUCCGAGAUCUUGUGUCUGGGGGUGAGACGAGGGUUUAUCACAUCCGACGGCAGCUCAGAAUGUUUGUCAUGCGUGAUGUCUGCCAUGGAAACAUUCCAGAGCGACAUGAUCUCACAUUAUUCCCGACAAUUAAUGAUCUCAAAAACCAUAUCCAUCAGGCACUGCGAGAUAUUGAGAAUGGCACACUUCCGCUCACGGCUUCAACUGUAAACGUUGAGAUAAUAACGACUCCAGACAAGAACGGACCGAGUGUGUCGAACGUGGAGUUCAAUCAGGUGAAUCCAGCCAUGUGGGUCGGCAUGCCUAUAGCUCAGGAAGGACCCGUGCCAGAAACCGUCACUGUCACGCUCACGCAGAACCCAGGAGAAGAUGGUCACCAUAUUGUUUCUCGCAUUGAGACGCACCUCAGUGAUGGGACGACUCAAGUCAGCACAACGCUGACACCCGAAACAGCCGAACUACUCUCUAGACUUCACCCCGGCAUGUUCUCUGCUAGCAAUCUCUUACAGCUAACUCCUACGCUAACCAACCUUACACCCAACAUUCAGCAAGCAGGACUGCCAAAUAAUGCACAGCAGAUAGUUGUGACUGAUGAAAUGGCCGGCAGUUCGGUCCCACAGGUCAGUGAAAUGGAAACGCAGCCACAGGACUGCAACCCACUGGACACUGGACCACCACUUCACAUUGUGGACAACUCCAUCGUCCACUCGGACAGUCCAGAUGAACAAAACAACCUUGCUGUUUCUAUGGCUACAACUGAACAUGAGCUAGCACAGCUGGAUUCCAGUAUUUCAGAACAAGACAUUUCCCUGGAGGGCUAAAACAGCAACAGAUACAUGAUCUGUAUCCACAGGACAUUCAGCCUGGAUCGUUGAAGUUUAAUACACUGAAAUAUUGUAUCAACAAUUUAACAUUUCCCAGGAUGGAGGAAAUAUCACACAAAUAAUAAUAACAAGAUAUUUUCCUGGAGUGUUGAAAUAUCUGGCAAAUUAAUAUAUAAUAUCACUGUAUUACACCUUCCAUUGGUACUUUAUAGAUUUAGAUGGUGGUAUUUUCAAAAACAACAUUUCUGGUAACCUAGUGAAGGUCCAAUUAAUCAUGUUUGUCAAGUAUUGGUCGUUUCAAACCAUUUGACCAGUUAUUUGAGCACAACUGGAUGAUUGAGUUCAACACAGUACUAUACAGUUUGUUUUCUUCUAUUCCUGUGCACUACUGCAUAGGUUUACAGACACAUUCUGUUUAAAUGUGCUAUUUAUACAAAGACUGGCACAGAUAUAUUUAAUAUAUAAAUGAUGUUUGUCUUAAAAUAACAAACAGAUUUAAGUUCCCCAAAGCACAGUCUACGUUUUAGUUGAUUAUUGAUUGGUUUGGUCACACUGAUUAUUGAUGCCAAAAUUACACCUCGAUCGUUUCCAACAUUAGAUUCCAAAUUUUCUCAUGAUACCAACAAGUUUUUUUGAUAUUAUCUUAUUGGUAUCAGCAAUUUGUUCUGGUUAUUAGACAUGGUCGUUUCCACUGAACUGAUGUUUGAAAUAUUUUCUGUGGAUACUGAAUGGAAUGGCUUACAUAUAAACUAAUUUAGGAUUUUUCUUGACUGUACAAUUGUUCAACAUCCAAAUACCAGAUAGCUUCAUGUUUCACAACAGUAACUACAAAAUGAUUAUUAUGUUGUUCCUAUUUCUGUGUGUUAUACAGAUUGGUGAAUGUUGGUUUGUCAAGCUUCAUGUUUCCCUACUACAAAACUUAAUGUGUUGUUCCUAUUCCUCAGUGCUAUACAGAUUGGAAAAUGUUGAUUUUGUCCAAUUCAGUAUUAAUUAUUGUACAGUGUAGUGCAAAAGUUGUUUGUAAGAUGGUUUACGUCAUGUUAUGACUAUUAUAUACAACAAAUUUGAGAGUUCUGCUACCAUUUGUUUCCUUUACUGUGAAGUUUGACAUCUUUAUGCUCACCUAAGAAAGAAAUAAUGAAUUUGCUUUUCCUUUAUACAAAUUGUGGUUUGUUGCCCCUCGCUCACAAUACAUGCCCGAUGUUAUUAAGUUUGAAUUUUGUAUAUAGCUUUAUCAUGUAUAGUUACAUAUCAAGUUUAACUUUCAUUGUCAUAAAUUUACCAAUUUUUCACAUAGUUAUGGCCCUUUACCUUGGGCGUGGGUAGGAGAUAUGUAUUCUUCAGCAGUACUCUCGGUUAACUUGGGCAUGGGUAGGAGAUAUGUAUGCUUUAGCAGUACUCUCAGUUAACUUGGGCAUGGGUAGGAGAUAUGUAUGCUUUAGCAGUACUCUCAGUUAACUGUGGCAUGGGUAGGAGAUAUGUAUUCUUCAGCAGUACUCUCAGUUAACUCUGGCAUGGGUAGGAGAUAUGUAUUCUUCAGCAGUACUCUCAGUUAACUCUGGCAUGGGUAGGAGAUAUGUAUUCUUCAGCAGUACUCUCAGUUAACUUGGUCAUGGGUAGGAGAUAUGUAUGCUUUAGCAGUACUCUCAGUUAACUUGGUCAUGGGUAGGAGAUAUGUAUGCUUUAGCAGUACUCUCGGUUAACUUGGGCAUGGGUAGGAGAUAUGUAUUCUUCAGCGGUACUCUCGGUUAACUUGGGCAUGGGUAGGAGAUGUAUUCUUUAGCAGUACUCGCAGAAUGCUUGUUACAUCAGGGAUCAGAAUUAAGAGUUUGUUACCUAUGACAGUUUCUGUGUAGGCAAAUUACUGACCUAUAGUAAUUUUAAGUCUGCCAAUAGCAUUUUUAACCAGUAACAAAUCAACAAAAUUAAAAAACCCAAAAUCUUCCUCCAACCAAAAGUAUUCAUUUUUAUUCAGUAAAGCACCUUACGACAACUGCCAUCAGUGUUGCCAUGAAGUUGGAGUUCUGUUAGGUAAAAUAUGUAAUCCAUGUUUCCUGAUCAUGAAAAGCAUACCAUACUUAAAGAUUGUGGCAACUUGAAUGCUACUUAGGGUUUUCGUACAAAUAUCAGAGCUGUAUCUUUUGGAAAGGUAGGUGGGGUGGGCAUUAAAAAGAAAUAGUACAGCAAUAUGUUCUCCAGCUAGACUCUGACACUUCUAAAUUACAGUGGGCAUCUUGUGGUAUUUUUCUUAGGAGGGGGAUGCCUCAUCACCACCACCCACUUGUACCAUGUCAUAAGUUGAUUGGGUGUAUCGGAUUCAUCACAUUUAGAAAUUCCCUACAUUGUACAUUGAUCUAUGAAGUUCAUGUUGGCUGUAUUUCCGUUUACAUUACUGUGAUGAGACCAUUGUUGAUGAUGUAUGUUUUUCAUUAACAGUUUCCAUGGUACGACCUUCAUACAAGUCUUGUAGUUGCAUCCGUUGUAUUGAUAAACAAUAUAUUUUGUCUGUGUGUAGAGGGAGGGAGGUGGAGGAGACGGGGGGGGGGGGGACUUUAAACACUGCCACCUUUAGAAAAUACUGCUAUAGCUACUGAUCUCUGCACACACCAUCAACCUCUUAAUUUCAAAUUGAAUAGUCAUUAUUUAGUGCAACUGAAAUAGAGACACGGAUCCAUAUAGUAUGUUUUAUGUACAUCUGUGCUGUUAAUAAAUAUACACUUACGUUUGCUGUAUGACAUAUUAACUUGUUUCACGCGAUAAAUACAAAUUCUGUAUCUUGUGUAAUAAAUUAUAAAUUUAGGCAUGUGUGUGUGUGCUUGUAUAUGUGUGUUGAGGUAAAUAUUUAUUAUUAUAAAUAGUUGUUAAUGAGAACCAUUAUGAUGUUUUGUUGUUGUCUUCAGGUUAUAUGUGGUUGAAAAUACGUUUUUCACAUCAAAUGUGAGAGAACGAGUUUGUCUUUCAUCUUAGAGAACUAAGACAUGUUGUAAGAAAUGAAAUCCGCUAAUGUUGCAUGUUUGUCAUUGUGAUGCAUUGUUUAUGGAGUUCUUCUGUAUUUAAAUUCUAUUUUUCAAGUUGAAAAAAAUACAUUUAUAAGUUUUCAUUAUCAUUUUGCGUGAUACAAUUUGCUGUUUUGUAACCUGUGCUCUUGUAGUAUUCUUUAUAUUAUGUUUUGAAAAUGUUAUAAUUAACAAGUCUGAUGAUACUACAUGUACUAGUUAUCAAAUAACUAAGAUCUACUUUUAUUACCAACAGCAUCAGCAUCAAUUGUUUUCUUACAGUGCCAGUUUGGUCCCAAAAUAUAUCAAACGGUAUUUUAUUAGUUUAGUUACUGAACCCAAUCUUUACACUAUGGUAAUAAAGAAGUCAAUGGAUUCCUAAAGCCUUUGUCUUUAGUUUUCAGUAUUGGUUUAAUCCAGGCCCCGAAUAGAAUUGUUUUUCAAACUGAUUGCAUAAAUAUGUUCUAUGUCUUAAUAAGUAUAAAUUCUAUACUUAAAUACACAUUGGACAUUUAACAUUCAAAACAUGAAAUGUUAUUUAUUCCCUCAGCUCUUGCUGCUAAUCGAAAAAGAGUAGCCUAUGAAGUGGCAACAGCAAGUUUCCUCUCUCGAUAUCUGUGUGGUCCUUAACCAUACAUCCGACGCCAUAUAACAGUGACUAAAAUGUGAAGAGUGCGUCGUAAAUAAAACAUUUCUUUCCUUAUUCCCUCAGUUUUCACUGAAUAAAUGGAAAUAUAUAAUAUUGUUUUGCUGCUUAAAACGGUUGCAUUUCUUAGCUUUUGCUAAAUGUCUGCAUAAUAUACAAUUGUUUUAGCUCUACUAUUUAUGAUCAUCAGCAGAGCAUUUCCAGUACCAAUUUGUUCAUUCGUCAACUUUAUUUUCUAAGUGACUGACAUACCAGGUACUGUAUACUAAAAUUAUACUGGCUUGAACCUCUGUAAAUUUGUUUCAACAUAUUGCUUUAAAGAAACAAGACCAUCUGAUUUUUCUUUUUAUAGUUUAAUAGGUAAACACCAAACAGUUAAUUUGCUUUAGUAUGGCAAUGCUCAAAUGUUAAAUAUGACUAGUUGUACUUGGCGUUUCAAAAUGAUAUGUUACAUAACUAUGUACAUGUCUUUUAUAUAUUUUGUACUCUUUAUUUAUGAAGCACAGUAAAGUGGUUGCAAAUAUAA
Messenger RNA from Gigantopelta aegis, 6212 nucleotides. Its product is annotated as calcium-responsive transcription factor-like. Gene Ontology annotation, cellular component: nucleus. Gene Ontology annotation, molecular function: DNA-binding transcription factor activity, RNA polymerase II-specific; RNA polymerase II cis-regulatory region sequence-specific DNA binding. Lineage: Eukaryota; Metazoa; Mollusca; Gastropoda; Neomphalida; Peltospiridae. The record is from RefSeq and is a predicted model, not a curated record. The transcript is spliced from 13 exons. The coding region runs from base 47 to 2041 and encodes 664 amino acids. Gene Ontology annotation, biological process: regulation of transcription by RNA polymerase II.